Molecule: messenger RNA, 1092 nt
Organism: Durusdinium trenchii
Lineage: Eukaryota; Dinophyceae; Suessiales; Symbiodiniaceae
Source: the annotation of a GenBank genome assembly
AUGCUACGACACAUCCGGGACUUCCUGGGCGUGGUCUUUCAGAUCCGAGAGGCCAUCCGUGGCGCCCGGGACGGAGGCCCAGCAGAGGAUGGUGGAUCAGCCAGCAGAGGAGGUGUGCAGCUCGCAGCGAGCUUGAAUGGCAGAUGGGGGAGACUGAUUCGUUCAAGAGACUUCGAAAAACAUCGCAGCGUCCCAGAGCAGCAGAUCGGCUGCCAUCACCAUCAACAAUUUGUGGCAGACCAAGGUCACCUCACCAGCAAGACAUCGGGCGAGGAGGAGCUCGUGGCAAAGAUUCGGGAAAUGCCAUUGCCCACGGGCCCGCCGGAAGCAUUUGGGGCACGCUUUCGAUGCACUUGUUGUCAGCAGGAAGUCUUUGAGUCGCAGUUGGAGUAUCACGCCUCCUACUGCUUGCCGCCUGCGCGUGCGCCCCCGACUCUACCACGUAUUGCGGAGAGGAGGGAGAGUGACAGUCGUGGACGUCGCAGCUCCGAGGACCUGACACACAGAGGUUUGCAGCCCACGCCCUCGUGGGAAACUCAAAUUCACCUGGCGAAAGAGAUGCUCUUUGGACCAGAGGAGAGCCCAGCGCCCCUGGGGAAGCGUUGGUGGCGCUGGGAGGACAGCGAAAUUCAAGUCCACCAUGCGAAGGCAGAAGAGCGCUCUGCGCGAAAGCGGCAAGAGAUCUUGGAGGAAAAGAAGCGGCAGGAGGAGGAGCACUGCACCUUCACACCACGGCUCGUCGCGCGAAGGUCGCGGAGCUGUGGCCGUAUGGAGACUCAGGAGAUCUCCCCGAGAAGCGGUCGAUGGCAGGACUGGCUCGAUCAACAGCUGGAAAGCAAGAAAAGCAAGCUUGAGUCUGUGGAAUCAGAGAUGUACCAAGAUGUCACGCACCAUCCCUCCAUCACCCGCCUGGCUCAGACGGUGGGGCAAGCGCGGGAGGAAGCCGAUGCCCUCAAUGUGUUCGAGCGCUUGUACCAAGUGGCGAGAGACCGCUCGAGAGCAAGGAAACUGGCAGAGGCGUCGGCCAAUGCGGAGGCGACUCCGCCACCCUCCAAGGAGCCAUGGUCCCCCCUUAGGGUGGACGACCAGUGA